UAUAUUAACCCUUUGGUUCCCCUCAUUCGUGCUAUAUCUACUGUCACUAUUCCAUCAAAUCCGGGGGCAUCCUGAGCCCGAUCCAUCCCCGAGCUCUUUAUCACAGACCACUUGAAUACUUGUGACAACGCAUCGUCAUAGCUAACGAUGGGUUCCAGCAACGGCAAGACAACGAAACUUCCCCUCAUCCCCUUGCCCAAGGACUCUGUCCUGUUGCCAGGCGUCACACUGCGGAUAUCCCUGACAAACCGUCCGGACAUCUCCAACCUGCUAUCCUCUUAUCUGAACCGGACAACUGCUGUGAAACGGGAGGGCAACUCGAUCGCACUUGGCUGUGUUCCUCUGAGCUCGCCAUACUUGAGCAAAGAUGGAAGACAUCUAAUAGAGAACGGGGCUUCUGAAGACUCUCAGAAGCCUGAAUAUGAGGCUGUAGACCCUGGUCAGGCAAGAAAGGAGGAUCUGUUCACCUAUGGCACCAUGGCCAAGGUUAUCGGUGUGCAGCGCCGAGUUUACGCCGAUCCAUACCUCCUAGUCGAAGGUGUCCGAAGGUUUACGGUCGCAAGGGUUCUGAAAGAGAGACCUUUUAUGGAAGGCGAAAUUAUUCUUCAUGAUGAGCCAGUUCCGUCAUCCAAAGACAACGAAGUGCCGGAAUUAUUUAAGCAGUUGAAACAGCUUUCACGAGAGUUGCUCACAUUGUUGAGGCUUUCUUCUCUCUUGCCUUCUUCAUCGACGAGUCUGUCCCCAAUCAUUGCACGGCGUUUCGAGGCCUUCAUAGCGAAAAAGGAUGUCACACAGGCAGGCAGCCUUGCCGAUUUCAUGGCAGACAUGGUGGAGGCUAGCUUUGAAGAGAAACUACGUGUGCUUGCUGCCUUGGAUCUCAAGUACAGACUGGAGAGAGUGUUGGAGCUGUUGAGCAGACAGGUCCAAUCUAUCAAAAACAGCGUCAAAAUCACGUCCAUCAUGACCACCAGCUUUCCGCCAAAUUCGGGUAUAGAUAUCUCUCAGGACCCACGACAGCGCGAGUUACUGGCUAGACGUGCGUUAGCAGGGCUCAACGGACUGACUCCUCCCAGAAUGGCUGGUAGGGGGGAUGAUUCGGACGAUAAAGAGCCAAACGAGAUUGACGAACUGCAGCAGAAGCUUGAUGAGGCGCAACUAAGUCCGGAGGCCAGAAAGGUUGCGGAUAGAGAGCUCAAGCGACUACGAAAGAUGAAUCCGGUCAACGCUGAAUACGGAGUAUGCCGGACUUAUCUCGAGAACCUCGCAGAGAUUCCAUGGACCAAAGUAACUGAAGAUCAGCUGGGUGCCGACACACUUCAGAGAGCCAGACAGCAACUGGAUGACGACCACUAUGGUCUCGAAGGGAUCAAGAAGCGCCUUCUUGAAUAUCUUGCAGUGCUUAAGCUGAAGCAGUCCACGAACAAGGAUGUGGAAAGCCAGAUAUCGAAGAUCACGGCAGAGCUCAAUAAUUCGACUGAAGAUGAAGCGAAGAAUAAGGAGUCUGUCUCUGAGACUGAUAAUGAUGCACUCGAGACUAAACUGCAGGUGCUGAAGUCGAAGCGCAUGGUGGACAAAUCUCCAAUCCUUCUGCUAGUUGGGCCCCCUGGAACCGGCAAAACUAGCCUUGCCAGAUCUGUCGCCGCAUCUCUGGGUCGCAAAUUCCACAGGAUCUCUCUCGGAGGUGUCAGAGACGAGGCUGAGAUCAGGGGCCAUCGAAGAACGUAUGUCGCAGCUAUGCCUGGUUUGAUUGUCAAUGGUUUGAAGAAAGUUGGUGUUGCCAACCCGGUCUUCUUGCUUGACGAGAUAGACAAAGUUGGCGGCUCGAACUUCCAUGGCGACCCUUCGGCGGCCAUGCUUGAAGUCCUUGACCCAGAGCAGAAUCACAACUUUUCGGACCACUAUAUCAACAUUCCUAUCGACCUGAGCAAGGUCCUCUUUAUCGCAACGGCUAAUUCGCUGGACACUAUUCCACCACCGUUGCUGGACCGGAUGGAGACGAUCGCCCUCUCUGGUUACACAACGGUUGAGAAGAGACAUAUUGCCAGAAGACAUCUCAUUCCGAAGCAGAUUAGGACUAACGGACUUUCUGAUGGUCUGGUUGAGAUGUCUGACGAAGUUGUUGAAAAGAUAAUUACUUGCUACACACGGGAGUCUGGCGUGCGCAAUUUGGAACGCGAGAUCGGCUCAGUGUGUCGCUACAAGGCCGUGCAGUAUGCGGAUGCCAAGGAUGCAGGCAAACCAGAAACAUAUAACCCAACCGUGACUGUGGAUGAUUUGGAAGAGAUCCUCGGCAUCGAACGGUAUGACGAGGAGAUAGCCGAGAAGGAGGCUCGACCUGGUAUUGUUACUGGCCUCGUGGCAUACUCCACUGGUGGUCAGGGCAGCAUCUUGUUUAUUGAGGUAGCAGACAUGCCUGGAAAUGGCCGCGUACAGCUGACCGGAAAGCUUGGUGAUGUCCUGAAAGAGUCGGUCGAGGUUGCGCUGACAUGGGUCAAAGCUCACUCCUGCGAGCUUGGCCUGACCCAGGACCCUAAUGAGGACAUUAUGAAGAACCGCAGCCUGCACGUUCACUGUCCCUCCGGUGCUAUUCCCAAAGAUGGACCCUCUGCUGGUCUCGCCCACACAAUUGCCUUGAUUUCGCUGUUUACUGGCAAGGCUGUGCCUCCGCAGAUUGCCAUGACGGGUGAAGUAUCCCUCAGAGGCAGAGUCAUGCCCGUCGGAGGUAUCAAGGAGAAGCUCAUCGGUGCUCUGCGUGCUGGCGUCAAGACCGUCCUCCUGCCUCAGCACAACUACAAGGAAGUCAAGGAGGUUCCGCAGGAGGUCAAGGAUGGCUUGGAAAUCAUCUACGUUAAGCAUAUCUGGGAAGCCAUUAGACACAUUUGGCCUGAUGCCCACUGGCCAGGCCAGCACCACAUGAACAUGUUCGAGAGCAGACUAUAAAUACGAAAGAACAUCAUUGUGGUUCCCGUAUACGAUAACGCGCAGAUUGUACAUAACGGGAGCGUUGCUUUUGGAGUUGUUUUCUACCCUUAGUUCUUUUUUUUUGAUCGUCACUUUUGUCUAUUAGCUUUGGACAUCCCCUGAUGUUAUAUAUUCUAGCAUGCUUACUUAUAUUACGUGCAAAAUGAGCAUUUCCUAUCAACACAGCAGACAUUAAUUUGCAAAUAUAAUCUUUCUUUGCUUCUUCCAGCAUAGCUACAUGAUAGAGAU
Paecilomyces variotii is the source of this 3210-nucleotide messenger RNA. RefSeq names its product putative LON domain serine protease. The transcript has 3 exons. The record is from RefSeq and is a predicted model, not a curated record. Lineage: Eukaryota; Fungi; Ascomycota; Eurotiomycetes; Eurotiales; Thermoascaceae. Gene Ontology annotation, molecular function: ATP hydrolysis activity; ATP binding; serine-type endopeptidase activity. Gene Ontology annotation, cellular component: peroxisomal matrix. The coding region runs from base 148 to 2940 and encodes 930 amino acids. Gene Ontology annotation, biological process: protein processing; protein targeting to peroxisome; protein catabolic process.